AUGCCCCAAGAUGCAAACUGUCUUCAGUUUGAAUUGGAAGGAAGCAUUGAAAACCACCUCCUGAAUGGCCCAGUAUUCAGUGCUAGCGAGCGCCUCUUCCUGCAAUUCAGGACAACGCAGUCAAACUCUCCGUUGUUUUUCACUGGCUCAAAUGAAUCUUUCUAUCACCUAACACUGAAGGACGGCCUCCUGCAUGUGCACAUUCGCCUGCCGGCCGAGGUGGUUUCUGACCGGCCCUACGCAGUGACCCCGAACAACUCCCUCAUCGGGGCAUUCAAGUGGUUCCAGUCUUCGCGAGCCGGCUUCCUCACUGUCCGCGACACCUUCUACUCCCUUCCCGGAUUCACUUCACGCCUUGACAACUACCAGUUGCACGACGUCCUUCUUGAAAGAAGCUUGGAUAAGAUACAAAUCUCCAUUGACGACAACGUUGCAUUUCAUCAAAGUCUACACUUCGACGAAAUCCAGGCCAGCUUCCUCGAAAGUCGUCACAUUGUACUGGGAACUUCAAGGGAGGGAACCUUCAACGGCCAAGUCACCAAGGCUGUCCUUCAAGUGGAUGACACGGUUCUCGAUAUUCUCAAGUUGGCGGAAAUGUCACUCCAUGGCUUCGAAGUCUCCGGUGUUCGUCCGAUACCUUGCUUUACGAAGCAGGCAAAUUUGCAUUCCCUUGUCCUUCAACAAAUGCACCUCCCACUGCGCCUUCCACUCCACACAGAGGGUCAAACUAGAGCCCUAUUCGGCAAACUACCUCAUUAUGCAAAUCGAAUAUUCAACUGGCAGCAGAUUGAAAUCGACUUCACGUCUCAUGCUCGAGAUGCCUUUGUCUUUCUUCUGUUCCAUCGUCUCUCCCACAAAGACCCGCUUCUAGCUGUUGAGCUACGAAAUGAAAAGCCGUGGUUAGUAACGCGUAGCCAAGCUUUUGAGAUUCGUGUGAAUUCCAAAAGGGGGGAACGAACCUUUCUUCGUGUAGGUGCAGGCAAAAUUUCCCUUCCUGACAUGCAAAACGCCAUUAUCCUUGUCGCAGGAGAUAAAGUGUUUGAUUAUUUUGUGGCUACCGAUGGCGGAGCCUUUUGGGCUGCCUCUGAGGCCGAGAUCGUGGGGCUUUUGAAGACAGCAAACGAAAAAACCUCCCAUGACGCACAAGUGGAUCCAGUGUUUGGAAGAAACCUCCUGCUUGGCGGCAGUAACUGGACAGUCGAAGGCGAAUUGGGCCGAGACAUUUUCCAUCUUUGGAGUGGCCUUGGAAGGAAGAAACAGUUUUCUGGAUGCAUACACCGGUUGAAUUUGAAUGGCGAAACCGUCGAUUUUGAGCCCAUCGUUCACUCUCGUCUAGAGCACUUGCCCUUAAAGGAGGGUCAGCAGCUGCGUCUGAGCUGCGGUCCCGCACACACGCCCCACAAAACCUGCCAAUGUCGAAACGGAGGAGUGUGUGAAGACGGCGAAUGCAACUGCUUGGCUACGGCCUACACUGGCAAACUCUGUCAAACUCCCGCGAAAACGCUCACUUUCGAGAAACACCAGCAACUUCGAAUGCGAUUUCCCUUGCCGCACCAACUCGAGGCGACGGAGCUGCAAUUUUCCUUCAGGACCCUGACCCCCAACUCAACUCUUCUUUCAUCCUACUCACUGGGCUCCUUCACCAAUGAGACGCACCUAUUUGGUCCCAUCCAACCUGACGGGAUGCGCAUCAGCUUGGUGGAUGGGUGCCUCAGUAUCUUGGUGAUAUUGGAAAAUCGGCCAAGUACUCUAAGCAUUCCCAAUCGGGUUAACGACGGCGACUGGCAUGUGCUCCGAGUACUGCGGACGGCGUCGCUGCUGCGAGUCCAAGUAGACGGAGCAGUCUAUGAAAAGAGACUUCCCGGUCAGCAGUCAGGGUGGCCACAGCAGCCCGAGGAAGCUGUGAUUGUUUGUCUCGGUGGCAGUGACGUUGAGCAGCGCCGUGAUGUUCUUGAUGCUGAAGACUUCAUUGUGCGGAUCCAUGAAAUCAGAGUUGGCUACAAAUCUCCCCCUUCUUUUUCUCCAUUCACCGGUCAAAUUCGUCACUUCAUGUUCAACGGAAUCGACCCUCUACUGCAACCAGACUACCUCAUCGAAACUCCCCAGCUGAAAUUUAUGGGAAGGGAGGCCACCUUUGGCGUUGGACCGGCAAUCACCCUAAAGACACCCGACUGCUUUCUGAGGCUGCCUAGUUUGCACCUUUAUGGAUCCUUUCAAUUGACAUUCUCUCUGAAGACGUACCAACAAGACGGAGUGGUGCUCUUCAAUUCGGGAUCGGGCGACUUUCUUGCCGUGGAGCUGGUCCGAUCUCAGUUGACUAUUUCCUUUGACAUGGGCCACGGAGCAGCCUUGCAGCAUCAACGAAUCGGCAAGGGGUUGCUGAGUGACGGAAAUUGGCAUCAAGUUAUCAUUUCCAGGCGAGUCGUUCCUUCCUUUAAUACGGUCAAGCUGUCUGGGCAAAUGGACCAAUUCUUGCGCAUUCGAAUUAGGUCCGAAUUCGAAGAGGAAGAAGACCACAACCUUACAAUCCCAGCUGUAACAACAGGUCGAAAUUUCAAUUUCAAUGAACCCCUUUACCUCGGUGGCCUCCCUGCCGAUUUACUCUAUCGAUUUUCAGAAAAAAUUAUUUCCAAACAUGGUAUUCAGGCAAGUGGCUGCAUUGGUGGCCUCGGCGUUAACAACCAAACACAAAUGGACGUGUUUGGUCUGGCGGAGGCCACGAUGCAGACGAACAAGACCAGUCCCGUCUGCAAGUGGCAGGUCAUCAAGGGGUGUCUGGAGAGGCCAGGGGGGGCACCCACAUGUGCCGCCUACGCCCAACACCGGCGUCUCCCGUACUGCCUCAACGGCGGCGUCUGCCUCCACGUGUGGACCUCACUCAGGUGCUCCUGUGAAAUGACCACGUUCACUGGCAACCGGUGUCACCUUCCUGGAACUGCGCUCAAAUUUGGUGAUGCUGUGAGGGACGCGGGGAAUCCAAUCUUCAUUAAGUUAACCUACCUCCACGACCACCAGAACACAAACCGAGAGGAAAUCGCUCUGGGUCUUCAAAUCUCAUGGACGUCGUCGCCUUGCACGCUGCUCUAUGACGCAGGGAUAGCCAAUCUUGCAUUCAACAUGGGUGGAGGGUUAGUCCGUCUGAAGGAGACAAGGCGGCGUUUGGAUGACGACAAUUACCACCGCAUACGUGUGUUCCGGCAUGGACUGGCAACUCUCCUUGAAGUUGACGAGUUGCAAACGAAGCAUAUAUCACCCGGCCCACUAGGCGAACAAUUCAACGACCAACAGUCUAUCUGGCUGGGACAUGCGCCGUCUACGCAAAACUUCACCAACACCUUUCGUGGGGUGCUUUCAGGCGUCUUCUACAACGGGCUGCCAAUCUGCGACUUGGCAGCUGGCUUAUCGCACAGGGCUGACGUCCACGUCACUCGACACGCCGACAUUCAGUAUGUUGCCAAUUUCCGAGUUAGACUGGCUCCUGACUCCGUCUUCCAGCAAAUACUAGAUGAUUUCCCAAACUUGGAGAGUACUUCUUUCCACGACGACGAAUCAGCAAUGCACGAGUCACCAUCGGGUCCCCCUGGAACACCCACUGCAGAUGUUGCUGCCGCCACGGUUACAUCUCCUACACCCCACGGGGAAUGGAUCCAAUUUCCACCAAGAACUCGUCAGCUGACAGACACUACACCAUCGCCCCUCCAAAGCCACGUAAACAUCUGGCUCCUGGUUUGCCUCGGUGGAGCGGGACUAGUGUUUUUGGUUUCGAUGCUAUUCCUCGUUUUCCACUGUCUACAGCGGAAGCGAAAUGAGGAGGGAGGAAGGCAACACAGAGAGGCUCAUUUUGUGGCUGCGGAACAGUUAGAUUACCCCCGGGAGGCAGUCUGCAAGUGA
Messenger RNA from Mesocestoides corti, 3891 nucleotides. The record is from the annotation of a GenBank genome assembly. Lineage: Eukaryota; Metazoa; Platyhelminthes; Cestoda; Cyclophyllidea; Mesocestoididae.